GUUUUCGUUCCCAUUGUUCGUUUUUUGGGCCCGAAGCUUUUUCUUGGCUGAAAGUCAGACAAAGAUUGCAUUAAAAAUUUUAGGUAAAGUAUUGUUCAAAUUAACUGCACGCCAGAAUGUCGGUGAGCCAGCAAGCGACACCGCUGCAGCUGGACAGCCAGACUGCCGACGAUCUGGAAGGGGAGGAGGAGGAGCAGCCGGAGGACGAGAACCGUCUGGACAAGUUCACAGUGAGGAUCAAUGGUCAGCAUGAUCUGGAGCAGCGUUUGCAGGAUUUCAAAGCGGCCUGUGAGGCUCACGAGAAGCAUGCCAGGCGGCGAAAGCGAAGGCGAUACUACCACCUGGGCUUGGUAGCUAAACUGGUGACGGAGACCACCCACGAUGAGCUCCGGCGCAUGCUGGAGAAUGGAACCUACACCUUUCACGUCGAUACGGUGGCCAACAAGCCCGAGGAACUGCAGGCCAUAUUGGACACAAUGAACAUAGCCAUUUCGGCGCACUCUACGGAAAGGGAACUGCGUCUGACCACCGGCUUGGCGCUGGAGAUUAACGGCGAGUGCUGUCGCAUUGGCAGACUGAGGAACAACUGCACUGUGAUGCUGGCACGUGGGGCGGUGGUGACACUCACCACCGAUGAGGCCUAUCGCUAUAAAGGCUUCAAGGAGAUCCUCUACGUGAUCAAUCUGCGGGCUUAUCUCGCCUCCGUCCAGCUGGGCGACAUUGUGCUGAUUGGACGGGAAGUUAGGGGUCGCGUAGUAAAGACUUUGCGUGAGGCGCUGACCAUCAUGAUCUUGGAUGCUGGUCUGGUGGCCUCCUACGACUUCAUAGAACUUCCCAGGCAAUGCCACGCCCUGGAUCCAGAUGUCUAUCCCGAUUUGUACUUGAAGGACCUGCAGAUGGUAGCGGCAAUGAAUGCCAACUACGUGGUGCUGCCCAAGAUUCGCUGCAAGAGCUUCCUUCGUGCCGUGCGACAGACCUUGAACGCCGACUUCAAUCUAAAGUUGAUCGGCAUGAUCGACUUUGAGUAUGUGCGCAGCAAUAUGCUGGAUCUACUGGGCAUCAUCAAGCUGCUGGACUACAUCUGGAUACCGGAUAUGUUCAACGUUAGCUGCUGCGUCUACAACUACAUAAUGGAAGACGUGCUGCCCAUUUCGCAGUGCCAGAAGAAGCCGGUUAUUGGCACUGUGCCGCUGGAGCGUUGCAGCGACUUCAAGCGGUUCGAGUUGCACGAAUUCCUUUGGAAGGUCGAUGCCAUUCACAUCCAGAAGAGUCCGUGGUGCAACAAAUAUCCGCUGAUUGUCAAGAAGCUUAUGCCCAUUAAGGAUUAUCGAGUUGGCGUUGUCCAAAACAAGAUGGUGCUGAAGAAUAUCCUGACCUCGUACCAGACGGUAGUGAACUUCAUCAUUCGCACAAUUAGUUCAAUUGAGUGCCAGGCAAUAUUCUUGUUCACCACGUGCGAAACGGCCAGCGUAGCCCUUUCCCGCACCGAGAUCUACUGCCCAGUCUAUCUGAUGCUGCCUCUCGAGGAGACCGACGAUGCGGAUAACAUUGCCUGCAAGGUGGAAUUGUCACGAGAGCUUCAUUUGCGCCGAAAUAUGCACCCGGUUCUUUACACCAAAGACCUCAACGAGUGCAAUUACAGUCCGAUUGAGUUCGGAGUGGACUUCAUGCGAAAGAAGGGUUGCUUGGAGGUUGGGGACUUUGUGGUCACCCUGGAAGUGGCCAAGGAGGACAAGGAGAACUUGGUCAUCGGCAUAGGCGAGGACGUCUGCAUCCUGCGUGCCUUCUACGUGUCUCCGCUCCUUGCAUGCGAGAAGUUCAAGUACGGCGGCUAACUAUUCAGCGUGCAGUUGUGCAGAUAACACAGGUUAACCAGCUCAAAAUUAAAUGUAAAAUAAGCCAAA
Molecule: messenger RNA, 1904 nt
Organism: Drosophila elegans
Lineage: Eukaryota; Metazoa; Arthropoda; Insecta; Diptera; Drosophilidae
Exons: 1
Coding region: 117-1835 (572 amino acids)
Biological process (GO): glycolytic process
Cellular component (GO): cytoplasm
Molecular function (GO): potassium ion binding; pyruvate kinase activity; magnesium ion binding
Source: RefSeq, a predicted model, not a curated record